AUGGUUCAACGUGUAAAAGUUCCUCCUGAUUUACUUAUGAAUGGCGGCUCUGUUUCAAUUCGGUCAGAACGUCUAUUGCUCACAAGAAUUUCAAGAGUGACAGAAAACAAUCAUAGUAUAACAGAACAAUUGUUACUAUACUAUAAGAAAGAAACCAAUUCUUGGAGGAGCCAUGACGAUUCCACUUCCUCUGAUAUUCUUGAUACAAAUAGGAAUCUAGAUGAUCUUGUUAGUCCUGCUUUAGAGAAAUAUGAUAAAGAUGAAGAAGAUCUCAACAAUGCUUUAAGCAUAUUGAAUUGGGUGAAUGAUCCGUCUUCCAGUCUAAACGAUACAGAAGUUGAUCAGAUCCGAAUUUCUUAA
Molecule: messenger RNA, 360 nt
Organism: Auanema sp. JU1783
Lineage: Eukaryota; Metazoa; Nematoda; Chromadorea; Rhabditida; Rhabditidae
Source: the annotation of a GenBank genome assembly